CAGGGCCCGGGGCGGGCAGCGGGAGGCUGGAAAGCUGUUGGGGCUUUCGGCGGGGAGAGCGGGUGGUGGUGCUCGUCAGGCAGCCCCCCGCAGCAUGCCCUUCCAGCAGGGCUCUGCCCGGACGCGGCAGCGGACCGUCCUUCUGGUGGGGAUCGUGGUGCUGCUGGCCGGCUUGGUCCUGGCUGUCGUGCUGGCCUCCGUCCUGACUCACGGAAAGCAAGAGGUCAGCCCGAAAAUGCUGAAGUGGAAGGACAGAGGGACCACUAAGAAUCUGCAAGAAGUUAUCCUGGGAAGAUGCUACAGCUACGUCACGGCGUGGUACCCUGAGCUGGGAGAUAAGGAUUGCCUAAAAAUAUGGGAAUCAUUAAAACACGCAUUCAUUUACAAGAAUCCCUGUAAUAUUACAUCAGAAGAUUAUCAGCCCUUAAUGGAGUUAGCGAGUCAUCCCAUACCCUGUAACAAGUCACUGUUUUGGAGCAAAACAAAUGACCUCGCUCAUCGUUAUACAAAAUCCAAUCAAAAUUUCCUUACCUUGGAGGACACCUUGUUGGGUUAUAUGGCUGAUAGGGUUUCAUGGUGUGGAGACCCCUCUACCCCAGGAAUCAAUUAUGAAUCUUGUCCAAAACGAAGUGAAUGUGAGAGCAACCCUAACUCAGUAUUCUGGAAAAUGGCAUCCAAGAUGUUUGCAGAAGCAGCAUGUGGUGUGGUUCAAGUGAUGCUCAAUGGAUCAGUAGAAGCCGGAGCUUUCAGAAGCAGCAGCAUCUUCGGAAGUAUUGAGAUCUUUAACCUAAAUCCAGACAAAGUCUCUGCAGUGCACAUUUGGCUUAUGCAUGACAUCGGUGGACCUCAAACUGAAUCCUGCUCAGGUUAUUCCAUAAAGAGGUUAACAAGCAUCUUAGAAGAGCGAAACUUUAAGAUCACCUGUGAAGACAAUUACAGGCCAGUUCAGCUCCUUCAGUGUGUGCAUAACCCUGACCACACAGACUGCAGGCUUUGCACCAACACCACGGCAGCUCCAUGAAGAGAAGUCCUCCAUGCUGCUGAAGACUUUUGUUAUUUGUGUGUAAAGCUGGCAAAGAUGUGGCUACCUAGCUUAGAAUGAUAAACAGUAGUGUGGUGUGUACAGAGUCCAUAACCAGAAAUCCUUGCUGUGAUACUAACAGCCAAAUAACAGGAGAAGAUACUUCAGGUGUGAUUACUGUACACACAUGCACAUAGAUAUAUGAUUUCAGAGGGAGUAGGGACAUGUUCAGUGGUUAAGGGCAGGUGCUUUGCCCUGGUUUUCUCCCUCCUGUGCAGCUCUCCUUGUGCCAUGAGGCUCAGAGCAAGGGUUCCCUGAGGUGUCCACAGAGAAGAAGAGUCUUUCCAGCAGCGGCAGAAUUUUCCCUGUUCAGAGCUUGGCUUCCUCCCCACUGGAAGGCCAGGUGGGACGUGAAUAGAGCAUCCUGUGCUCGCCCUACAUCCCGGUAUAACAUCCCCCCGAGGGGAACAUUGCCCAGUGGCACAUGAUGUAAAUCGUGUUUCUCCCAGGGACUGUGGCACCCCUGAGCAGGUAAAGCAAGCAAUGGAAGAGGCAGAGCAGUUUUUACCUUUUAACGGGCAUCACGGUAAGUGGCUGGUGGGGAAACAGCUGAGCUGAGCCAAGAAAAGACCAGAAACAGACAGCUCAGAGGGUCGCCAGCAGAGUGUGUAGCUGGGGAGAGAACACAGCAAGACUGACUCAGACAGCCCCAUUAAAAUCCUACUGGAAACACUGUUGCAGUUCAGAUUACAUUUUAUUCUUAAUAUAGCAGUAAGUGUAAGCCUUCCAACUUUCAUAAAAGGUCCCUCAGGCCACAGUUUGGCCAUGCACUGAAACAGGGACAAACAUCAAAAGGUUGCCACAAUAAAGAGUCUCUCUUGACCUCAGUUUCUGAGGUGAAAGGUGAUGCCUUGUGGUGUAUAAUUCACAAGCACGGACAUGCCAUAUUACACCAAAACAGCAGGUUUCAUUGAUUUCCUUUGAUUUCUGUUUUGCUGGUCUCACAUGCAUAAAGUGCAGUGUUUACAACAAAACAAAGAUCUGAGGCCAGCUUGUGGCUGUGGCUGUAGUGCCUUUGUGUAGUGCCAUUGACACAAAGAGAACAGAGCAGGCUUUGCUACAGAUACACUCCUAGGUGUUGCAGCUGACAAUUCAUUAAGCACGCCGAGGUUUCCAUGAUCCCAUAGGCAGAAGGUUAUAAUGCCAUAUGUUUUAGUGACUACCCAGAGUGCAAGAGAUCCUUGUGGAACUACACAAGUUGGUGUAAUUUCAAGCAUCUCUAGAUAAAUCUUUUCUCUGUCAUACACAGGGCUGCACUGAGCAUAUCUGGACCACAUCCAAGACCUCGCCCAUAAUGUUUACAUUAAGCAAAAUGCAUUUUUAUUUGCACUCUCUUAUGUAACUGCAUAGAUGCAUCAAUGAAGGCACAUACCAAUACUUUCAGAUAGGUUAUUUCUGACUACAGGUCAAGAGUUUGCCUUCAUGGUCACUUUUGUACCUCUUCUGUUGUAAUGUAAAAGUUGGUUGUAAGAUCAAGGUCUAUAAUAAAAUCACUGACGACAAA
Molecule: messenger RNA, 2585 nt
Organism: Tyto alba (common barn owl)
Lineage: Eukaryota; Metazoa; Chordata; Aves; Strigiformes; Tytonidae
Gene: CD38
Product: CD38 molecule
Exons: 8
Coding region: 95-1021 (308 amino acids)
Biological process (GO): positive regulation of B cell proliferation
Cellular component (GO): plasma membrane
Molecular function (GO): phosphorus-oxygen lyase activity; NAD+ nucleosidase activity
Source: RefSeq, a predicted model, not a curated record